This is a messenger RNA of Sphenostylis stenocarpa, 726 nucleotides long. NCBI's taxonomy places the organism in Eukaryota, Viridiplantae, Streptophyta, Magnoliopsida, Fabales, Fabaceae. The record is from the annotation of a GenBank genome assembly.
AUGGCUCUUUCUAAUCCCACUGCUACUCUGUCCUUCAAAUGCAUAAUUGAUUCCCACCCUUCAAAGCCAAAUCCUCUAUUUUCAUCAUCCUCACCACCAAAAUUGAACACCACCCACCUCAUAUUACAAGUAGCUGAUUCUGGGAAGUGGAGGAACAUGGUUUCAUUUUUCCCAGGUUUUCUAUCUAAAGGUAGAGAUGUUGAGAGCCUCAAGCUGGAGCUCUAUGAAAGAAUUGCACCCCUUGACAGAGGUGCUGAGGCUACUCCUGAGGACCAACAACGUGUGGAACAGAUUGCUCGUAAACUUGAGGCUGAGGCUGUGAAUAUUGUCAAGGAGCCUCUCAGGUCUGAUUUGCUCAAUGGGAAAUGGGAGCUUUUGUAUACGACGUCUCAAUCAAUUCUGCAAACACAGAGACCGAAAUUCUUGCGACCAAAUGGAAAGAUAUAUCAGGCCAUCAACGUGGAUAGCUUGAGAGCUCAAAAUAUUGAAACUUGGCCGUUCUACAACCAGGCCACUGCCAAUUUAGUGCCUCUUAACUCAAGAAGAGUGGCUGUCAAGUUUGACUUCUUCAAGAUAGCUAAUCUGAUACCUAUUAAAUCACCUGGGAGUGGUCGUGGUGAGUUGGAAAUUACUUAUUUGGAUGAAGAUUUACGAAUAUCAAGAGGCAAUCGAGGUAAUUUGUUCAUCUUGAAAAUGGUGGAUCCAUCCUAUAGAGUCCCUCUUUGA